AUCACCAUCACCACCACCUUCAUCUCCACAUCCUUUUAACCAUUAAUUAAACCAUUAACCACCUCCUCCAUCACCACCACCACAGCCCAUUUGACAACUCCUCCAUCUAACUUGGACGAACUAUACAAUAGCACAACUUAAGAAAUCCAUAAUGGGUCUUAGAAAAUCAUACAACAAACAAACACAAGCAUUGGGCAUCAAGAGAAGUACAAAUAAAUAUUUAAAUAUAAGAGAUGACAAUGGCUCCUUAACCGACGUCCCCAAAGGACACUUUGCAGUGUACAUUGGUGAAACAAGAAGCAGAUAUGUUAUUCCCAUAUCAUGGCUACACCACACGAAAUUCCAAACCUUGCUACGACGAGCCGAGGAAGAGUUUGGGUUCAAUCAUGAUAUGGGGUUAACCAUUCCUUGUCAUGAACAGGAUUUCUUGUCUCUCUUAUCCGUCAUGGGAUGAAAGUGCAUUUGUACCAUCCAACCGAACCAGACAGCCAACAUAAGCUUUCAUUCGUUGAAUCACUCAUCGCCAUAUGAAGUUUUUGAACAAAUCAUUGUUAUUUCUCACCAUUUUUUUUUAUUUUUCUCUUGUGGUGGUAUUAGCCCCCUUGGAAAAAUAUUGUCAACUGAAAAUUUCAAUGUUUUCUCAUAUGUAUGGCUUAUUAUAUAAAUGAAAGCUUUUUUUGGAUCGGA
This is a messenger RNA of Erigeron canadensis, 687 nucleotides long. RefSeq names its product auxin-responsive protein SAUR50-like. Gene Ontology annotation, biological process: response to auxin. Lineage: Eukaryota; Viridiplantae; Streptophyta; Magnoliopsida; Asterales; Asteraceae. The coding region runs from base 152 to 454 and encodes 100 amino acids. The record is from RefSeq and is a predicted model, not a curated record. The transcript has a single exon.